Molecule: messenger RNA, 1142 nt
Organism: Aspergillus alliaceus
Lineage: Eukaryota; Fungi; Ascomycota; Eurotiomycetes; Eurotiales; Aspergillaceae
Exons: 1
Coding region: 363-998 (211 amino acids)
Biological process (GO): tRNA-type intron splice site recognition and cleavage; tRNA splicing, via endonucleolytic cleavage and ligation
Cellular component (GO): tRNA-intron endonuclease complex
Molecular function (GO): nucleic acid binding
Source: RefSeq, a predicted model, not a curated record
UGCCAUGUGUUCUUCUUUUUCCCAAAAAAGAGGAACGCUAACUUAAUUUCGUGAAUAAUUAAAUCGGAUUUUCAUUUAUUUAAAUUCCCCACUUCAAGGGAAACUCUUCCUCCACCGUUAGAGAUACUCGGUACAAGGACCGGAUGCUGAAUUUUACCUUGCAGUUUCUUUUACCCAAUUUCUAGCCAACUAAAGUAGCUGAAGUCGGUCCUUGAACCGAAGUCUACUAGCACAGAUCCCGCAUUCCGCACUCCACAGGCGCAAUAAGUGAACGAAGGGUCGAAAAAAAAGAGAGCAUCGACAGAUCGAGAAAGAAAGAUACAACGAACCGAAGACUAGAAAGAAAGAAACAAAAAGACAAUAUGACAUCAACAAAGUCCACUUCAACUAGAGCACCAGACCCCUCAGCUCUCACCACCCUCAUAUCCACCUCUGCAUCCUCCGAUCCCCUCUCCGCAAGCACAAUCCAAAUCCUCCAUAACCUCCAACACCAGCACCUAUGGACAUCGGUCCAAGUCCAUAAUCUCAAUGCCUCCUCUCCAGCAGCAGGAUCGGCACCAACAUCUUCAGGUGACCAAUCGACUACGCCCUACUUAAUCUCCGGUAUACCUCCGCAUCGAGUCUAUACACACCCAGACGAGCAAUUAUAUCUAUUAGAGCGAGGACUCCGGGCAGAAGACGUUGAGUUGGAGCGCCUGUUUGUUCUUCCAACCAUAAAGAACCAACUUUGGAGUUUGCGCAAGAUGGCGGCUGUGUUUGAUUCGCUUCCUGAUGAGGCAGAGAUCCAGGCCGUGGAGGUUUCGAUGAAUGAGGGGGCCGGUGGAGAAAAGGCAGCCAAGUUGGCGGAAUAUUAUGAGUAUAGGAACAAGGCGCGUCUGACAAAGGAGUGGGGUGGAAAGAGGCUCCUCCUUGCAAUGGUGGAUAGGGGGAUGGGCGGUGAUGGGACUGUGGUCUACUAUAUUGUCCAAGAGGGCGCUGUGAAGCCUCGCCAAAAUUAAAAACCCCUUCCUUUGCACGUAUAUGACGACGGUAUGCGGCUCCAAGAUAUAUAACAAGCGCGGCGAUAUCGGAUCGGGCUAAGAAUAUCGUACGACAUGAGAGGUCAUGGUCAUUCUCUUUGAUAUGCUAUACAAUUUGAGCUA